Exophiala aquamarina CBS 119918 is the source of this 4293-nucleotide messenger RNA. RefSeq lists its product as uncharacterized. The record is from RefSeq and is a predicted model, not a curated record. The transcript has a single exon. The coding region runs from base 1 to 4293 and encodes 1430 amino acids. Gene Ontology annotation, molecular function: protein binding. Lineage: Eukaryota; Fungi; Ascomycota; Eurotiomycetes; Chaetothyriales; Herpotrichiellaceae.
AUGCUUCCCAUGCUGAAAAGCACAGAAAGUCUGGCAGACCUUGAGCCAGCAUCACGACUUCUAGAAUCACUCAACGAAGACUUCCCUCGCGUCGCAGAUAGAGUGGAAAUACGUUCAUUCUUCGAGAUGGAGAAAUCAAAGGUACUCACAAAGCUCGAUUAUGUCGUCCCAAAACAUUCAGCUCUCCUCAACCACAAGAAUGAGUUAUGGUAUGGGUUGGAAGCAGACCAUAGGGGAAUGUGCAAGUAUGACAAGCCCACCGAACUAAACUACAAAACAGUGCGAAACGCUCUGUUGGCUACUACAGAGAAGUUUGUGAAAGACUACAACCAUCGCAAUGAAGCCGUCCAGAACAAAAUGCUGAAAUCACUAAGUGAUUUCUUGGACAUUCCCGGGCCACCUGAAGAUGAGUUCGAACAUCACUACCAGUCAUGUCUCACGGACAAAUCAUGCACAUGGUUUACCUCCGGAGCACCCUAUCGCGCGUGGCGAGACCAAAAAAACCAUGAGGCUAACGCUGAUUCACUUAUACCUAACAUUACCUUGGUUGAAGCCGACCCUGGGGCCGGGAAAUCGGUUCUCGCUGCACAAGUCAUCAACAACUUGCGAAGCCUGAACUAUGAAUGCAGCUACUUCUUUUUUGAUUCUCAAGACCGCCAGACAUCGAACUCCAGUUAUCUUAUCAGGUCGUUGGCAUUGCAGAUGGCACUACUUAGUCCAAGCAUUCGGCAAAGCGUGCUUGCACUACAUCAGGAUAAAACUACAAUCUCAGAGGAUAGUGACAAAUCCAUUUGGCGAAAAGUCUUCACGAACGGUAUAUUCAAGCGCCGGCUUGAUCAACAGCAUUACUGGGUUAUCGAUGGCCUCGACGAAUGCCAACAGGCUGCUACUAUUCUGGAAAUGGUGUUGAGAAUCGAUCCAGAUGUCCGUCUAAGAGUCUUGAUGACGACACGUCCAGGAGAGAUUUAUAGGGAAAAAUUACCUGUCGAAAAAGUCACGCGGUUGCGUCUCUCGAAGACUGACACGUUUGACAGCAUGUGUACCUACGUCGAGCAACGGAUGAGACAUUUGAUUUUGCCCAGAGAGGAAGAUAGGGGCGCAAUCAUCAGAUCCAUUCUGGACAACGCGGAUGGAUCAUUCUUAUGGGUAAAGCUGGUAUUAGACGACAUCAUGAAAGCAACCGGCCCCACGCAGAUCGAGAGCGCCAUUAACAGCAUUCCAAAAGGCAUGGAUAGGCUUUACACCGGCAUAGUUGAAGGCCUUAAGAAUGAGAUUCCAAAAGAGGAUAUCCCUGCAUUGAAAGCAUUUCUGAACUGGGCUCUCUGUGCUAACCCACCAUUGACUGUAGAGGAGCUGCAAGCGGCGCUUGGACUAGAGAGAUUCCACCCUUUCAUCGACAGGAUGUGCGAAAAGACCCGGAACUUAAUCAUCAUUGAUCACAACAAAAGGGUACGUGCCGUUCACAAGACUGCCAGGACAUUUCUCAUGACAUCGGGUAUUGAAUCCGAUUUUGUGACAUCCUCCAAGGACGCCCAUACAAGAAUUGCAACUUUGCUUGUCGAGCACCUACGGCUGCGCCUGCGCAAUAUUCGGAAUGCAGAUCAUCUAAAGGUCUGGUACCAUGAGAAAGCCGGGCUUGAUAACUAUGCACUCCUCUACUUCAGCGAACACCUUCGUAGAACACCACCAAAUCAUCACGACGUAUUCCUCAAAGUUGCAGAAUUCUUCAAUGAAUGUGGUAGGAGCUGGAUAGCAGGUAUUGCAACGACUGGUUCGCUGAAUCCGCUUAUCAAGGCGUCUCAGAAUCUCCGACAUUGGCUCCAAGUCCGAGCUCGGAGCACACCACCACUUGGUGAGUUAGCUGGGAAGACAACACAGAUGCAACAAUUGGCUGUGGAUCUCGUUAGGCUUGUGGCAAAGUUCGGCAGACACCUGUUGGAGUUUCCAGGCGCCAUGUACCAAAUAGUGCCAUCCUUUGUCCCUCGGGAAAGUGUUCUAUCUGCCUCCAACGUCCGGUCCCGAAAGGGUUUGAAACAGAUCUCAGUGACUGGUCUCAGCAAUGAGAAAUGGGAUGAUCGUCUCUGUAGCAUGUUCUACCAAGGAUCUACCUGCACAGCAGUUGCAAGCGGACCCCAUAAUUUCGCGGUUGCUUUGAAGAAUGGAACCGUACAUAUUUACGACAACAAUACGCUGCAGAUAUCCACGAUUGUGCGGCAUGGCGCUGUUGUCAAACUACUGAAAUACGACGAAACAGGUUUGACGCUACUCUCUGCUGGUUUUCGUCGAGUCAGGAUGUGGAUGGCAGUGGGAGGGGCCCAGAUGUGGGAAGUGGCGGUGCGCGACCCUUUGUUGGCAGUCGAAUUCAUUGAAGACAAUCGUACAAUCAUAUCUGUCUCGUCACAACAUAGAUUGACCAAGCGAGACGCUGCCACAGGUAUAGAAAUAGGAGUCGUUGAAAGAAGGCUAAAUCUUGAAUCCGAGGAAAAAGAAGGAGCGCUCCCUCUUUUUCGACGCGAGCUUCAAUAUGCUGAGUUUUCGGCGCAGGCUGCGAUGCUUGCAACAAUGCAGCGAGAACGCCCGAUUCAGAUAACGGAUAUCGAGGAUCGGUAUGACAUUGGCAUAGUCGAGCUCGAAAUGAGUGACGAUGGUGACUACAGUACUUUCGAACAGCCAAUCACUGCAAUGACGUUCUGUGCAAAUAUUGAUGUUGCACUGCUCGCUGCUGCCUACCGAGAUGGCACUCUCGCAGUCUUCGAUCGUGACCUUGGUCUGAUUGAGAAAAGAGGAGACAGCAGGGCGAUCAGUCUUUUGGCUGGAUCUCCUAAUGGUCUGACCCUAGCUGCUGCAACUGUCGAAGGGGUCAUCACGCUCUACGACUUUGAGCAGUUGAUACCUUUGCACAUCCUUUUCACUUCUUCCAUCGAAAAUAUACGAUCUCUCGUCUUCAGCGGCGACGGCCAGCGCAUCGUUGACAUUCGUGAUCGGCAGGCAAACCUUUGGGCUCCAGCAGCUUUGGUGGCCCGCGUAAAGGAAGAUUCUGACAGUAUCUCAGAGUCAACACUCUCUCCAACCAUCGCUACAAGUGAUUGGACCGGUCUCAAAGAUGGUGUUGGGGAGAUAACAGCUGUUCUUCCGAUCACAAACUCAGAUCGAUUCUUUUGUGGCCGCGAAGAUGGCAGUAUCGUCAUUCGCAGUACAACUAACCCCACGCAGCAAGAUUUGCUUUACACGGGCCCAGAUAAACUGUGGGUUGGGAAGUUGGUGUGGAAGUCGAAAAAUCGUGUUCUGACUUCUAUCAGUGGCACAUCGACUGUUACAGUCUUAGCGCUCACCGCGGAAUGGUCGGUCAGUGCGGUGCUUCUGCGGCAUUCCUUUCUAGACCCAGUUCUCCAAGUGCUCUUCCAAGAUACCACAGAAUGUUUACGCAUGGUUGUGGUGACUACAAGAACGGUCAGCCUGUGGUUUGCCGAGUGCCACCUGACAGAUCAGUGUACUUUAACACAGAUGAUAAUCAAACCAUUUGAUGGGGAUGGGAUUUUUGUUAAGGAUGCGAGUGACCCAAUUGUUGCCAGUCAAUAUCUCACCCUCGUGGAGCCAGAAAAGCUUCGAAAUUACAGCUGGCAGGACCUCGGAGAUGUCGGAUCUCGAAAGCCGAUUUCGUUCUGCCAGACGACCAGCGGCUCCCCACAGGAAUCGACCCAAGGCCAUCAAGAAAGAAUUAUAACUUUCGAUCGCGCGACCAGUUUAUCAGGGGGCAGCCACAAAAUACUCCUUCGCUCCGUUUCCUCGAGCAACACAGCAUUAUCACCUUCGGCCUCAACCCCAAACAAAGCGCCUUUUCGGAAACGCUGGGUCCUGGACAUCGCUCAAGCCAACUCCGCCGCCGCCGAGUCUCUCGCAGAACCCACUAGCACACCUGGCAUAGGAGCUCAUGCCCAGCUACUGCCAAUAAGCCACGUGAUUGAGCACGUGAUUGGCAUCCGUGACCAGGGCAAGCAGCUAAUAUUUCUUUCCAAAACCCUCUGGGUGUGUUCUUACGAUCUUGGGCUGCCUUCCAAUGUGCCUAAACCGAGCUUCUCGAGGAGCCCGUCAAGAAGUCGCCACGGCAUCGAGUACACACGCCACCUCUUUAUUCCCGACGACUGGAUCAGCAGCAAUUACAGCAACGCCACGAGUGAGCUACUGUUUGUCCUUGGUGGUGUUGGGGACGACUGCCUGAUCUUUGUCAAGAAGCACGAGGUAGCGGUCAUCAGGUUUCCAUUUUCCUAUGCAGAGAAAAUUCAACUCCCCUAG